This is a messenger RNA of Durusdinium trenchii, 2756 nucleotides long. NCBI's taxonomy places the organism in Eukaryota, Dinophyceae, Suessiales, Symbiodiniaceae. The record is from the annotation of a GenBank genome assembly.
GGAGAUACUCAAUUGUUUCAACAUAAAUCAUUAAUAGUUAGUGGCUGCAAAUUAGAUACCUUUGCAUGCUGUUUCAUUUAUUCAAGUUCAGGAACCUCGAUGGGCACUUGUGGGAUGAGUUGUCGCUUUUGGGAUCUGUGCUCAUUUCACUCAGCCUCGGGGCCACACACUCUGGGCGCCUUGCCCAGUCCCCACGCGAACAUCUCGACAGCCAUGGGCGCGAUGCCCGAUGCCCUCGAGGGAGCGACGGCAUGGGCGAGUGGCCCGAGCGGCGGCAUCGCAGCUUCUCCUUCCGGCCCCUCCAGGGCACAGAGAGCUCAGAGAUCCUCGUGCAGACUGACUUUUACCAGGACCUCGCCAGUCGAAGCUACGCGGCGGAGGGCGGCCCUCGUGCCUGGUCCGGGCUACUGGCCUUGCUCUUCGCAGCGCCACAGAUGCGCUGGCGCCCGGCGGAGACGGCGCUGCUGCGGAGCAGCACGGUGUGUGUGCAGGUGGGGCGCUGGGAACGUGCGAUUGGCCUUCUACAGCGCUUUUGGACCUGGACUACUCAGGCAGUGCUCGAUCUGGUUACCCAGCAGCAGGCGGAAGCAUCCUUGUGGCAGGAGGCGAUAUUGUUACUCGGCUCUCUUCAAAAUCGAGGUCUACAGACACCGAAGCACAAGACGUACAGCUCCUGGUUCUUGGGCGCGUAUGGGCGUGCAGGCCAUUGGCCUGUAAGCCUGGAAGUCUUCAAGGCGAGCAGUCCACCCAAGGCGCAAGAGCUUCUGAACCAAGUAUCCUAUGAGUUGCAACGGGGCCAAUCCUGGCGUGAUGCUGUACAGCUCCUGGCAAACGCCGCCAAACGCUCCGUGCGGACCUUCGUGCUUGCAGCCGAGAAAGUCAUCACGACCUGUCGACGCUCGAGCAUGUGGCCAGCAGCACUGGCGGUCUUUGGAGCCUUUCUCAGUGAGGGAGCAUCGCCGCGGCACCAGACGUGCUCAGGCGUGCUCCGCGCCUGCGAAGAUGGGCAGCAGUGGAAGCUGGCCGAAGAGAUCUUCGAACAGAUGCGACCACGAUGGUGGUUGCAACCACAUCGAGAAGCUUACAAUCCUUUGAUUGGUGCCUGCCAAAGCGCGAGCGCAUGGUUGGCUUCUUUGACCUACCUGCAGCAAAUGACCCAAGAGGACCUACCACCUGACUUGGUGGGCUACUCGUCGACUGUGCGUGCGCUCUUGCAGAGUCAACGGGAAGACCAGGCGAUGCAACUCCUCAAGGAGAUGCAACUACAGCGGAUGGACACGAGCGAGUUCGCGCCCAUCGUGGUGACGGCGUCGCUGGGCUCGUCCUCGUGGGGGGAGGCCUUGGAGCUCCUGAGCCGUUUACAGCGUUCUGGAAACCCUGUGGAUGCCUGGCUGGUCACGGCCGCCGCACGGGACAGAACGGCUGAAACGGCGCCCUCCGCCGCGAGCUGCUGGCAGCAGAACCUGGCGUUCUUGUUGGAGACUCUUGCAGCCAACCAAUUGGAGCUAGAUUUGCAAGCGCUGAACGUGGCCUGUGGCACCACCGCGGGUUUCAAUUGGCAACGAGCCCACGACCUGCUGAGGGAUUCCUUGAGUGAAAGCCUUCAAAGCGAUGAAGCGACCUGGAGCUCUUGCAUGGGCUUCGUGAAGGCGCAUGCCAAGGAGAAAGAGGGCGGCCUCUCCAAGGGGUGGAUCAUCAAUCGUUUAAUCGAACGCGAACGCCUCCGGGCCAAAGGACAGUACCAGGAGGCUGAUCACCAGCGUCGCUUGCUGCGGACCGUGGGCGUGGAGGUGGACGAUCCCAAGCGCCGUUGGACUUCCAGCGAUGGUCGCCACGGGCCCUGCCCCCGUGCGCACCACCUGCUCGUCGAGGAGGGUCACGAGGUCAGCAGUGUCAUGAAGCGCAGUUGGAUCACCAACCGCCUGAUCGAACGUGAACGAUUUCGGAGAGAUAAGAAGUUCAAGGAGGCGGAAGAGCUGAAUCGCUUUCUGCGUAGCCUUGGCAUCCAGGUUGAUGAAUGCCGGCGCUGGUGGUCCUCCCAGGAUGGUCGUGCUGGGCCACGACCCAAUGCCAACGACUGCAUCAUGCCCGAGGAAACGUCCUGCGUGGAAUGGUCGCGUGCGAUGUGGAUGUUCCAUCAACAACGAGGUGUUUUUCAGUCGCAGCUCUUGCACCGUGCAGCGUUGCACGCGACCAGCCGAGAGGGUGGCUCUUGGAGCACAGCGCUCACAGCUCUCCGUGAGAUGCCUAUGCAAGGCAUCCGCGUGGACAUCAAAUCCUGCAAUGCUGCGCUGCAAACUUGUGGGAAGGGACAGCUGUGGUCCUCCGUCCUCAAUUUGUUGCAAUGGACGCACUUGAGUCUCCUGGAAACGGACCUGGUCUCCUCGGACGCCCAGGUGGGCAGUUACAGCCAAGCCACCUGGUGGCAGCAUGCCAUGAGCCACCUCGUCGCGUCCAGGUUAUCUCGGCAAGUUGAUCAUGCAUUGAUUUGCUAUGGCAUCCAGGUCGUUUCCAGGGCACAGCAAAGAAUGUUGGCAUCCGAGCUGAAGACCAUUUGUGAUGUGGCACCUGCUCGCCAGAACCAGAUCCGACCAUUGACCGCCUCGCCGCCUCGCCAAAAGGACGUGCCACAACUGUGGGGGGGCGUUCGGACAGUCAACAUCAGUUGUUCAGGUUGAAUGCUGGGCCAUGAUGGACUUUAGGGAAACUUCAACGAAUCUCAAAAACUUCCUCACGAAUCUUUGGGGGAAGUACCA